AUGGCCUCUGCAGCUGUUCAGCUUCCCGCCUCCCAGGGCCCCUUGUUAGCAGAAAAGCCCGGAGUUCCAGUCCCAGAAAACCCACACCAUGUACAGACUACACUCAACUUUCUUAAAGAGAAGGAGGAUGGAUCUCCUCCAGACCCCACCUAUGCUGGAAGACCAGAGACCUACGAUCGACCUGUUACUUCCCUACCCGCCACCAUCCAUGAUAUCAGUGGCCAUGAGCUUGACUAUACACUAGAUAGCCAUGGAUUCCAGCUUUACUAUCACGAAAGCAAGGAAAAGGAUUUCCAAGAUGACGAUAAGAUCAAGAGAGAAUAUUAUCCAGAGACAGAGCAGUUGCUGAAAGACGCUACGGGUGCCUCUCGUAUCUUCAUCUUUGAUCAUACCAUCCGCCGAGCCCCAGCCGACGGUUCCACUGGUCCCCAGCUCCGUGGACCAGUUCAACGGGUCCAUAUUGAUCAGUCGUACGAUGCGGCCAAGAGCAGAGUUCCCUAUCACCUCCCAGAAGAUGGCCCCGAGCUCCUCAAAGGAAGAUACCAGAUUAUCAACGUUUGGCGUCCAAUCAAGACUAUCCUAAAAGACCCCCUGGCCGUGGCAGAUGCACACUCGGUCCCGGACAGCGAUCUUGUACCCGUCAAGCUCAUAUACCCCAACCGCGAAGGCGAGACAUAUUCUGUGAAAGCGGAUCCCAACAUCAAGUGGUAUUACCGAUACGGACAAACACCGGAUUUAGUGACACUUAUCAAAUGCUUCGAUUCCAAGACCGAUGGCAGGGCUCGUCGUGUCCCCCAUACAGCCUUUGUCAACCCCGAGACGGAAAAUGAGGCUGGAAGAGAAAGUAUUGAAGUUCGGGCGUUGGUUUUCCAUCCCGAUGAUCGUGACUAA
This is a messenger RNA of Penicillium soppii, 891 nucleotides long. RefSeq lists its product as uncharacterized. The coding region runs from base 1 to 891 and encodes 296 amino acids. The record is from RefSeq and is a predicted model, not a curated record. Lineage: Eukaryota; Fungi; Ascomycota; Eurotiomycetes; Eurotiales; Aspergillaceae. Gene Ontology annotation, molecular function: oxidoreductase activity. The transcript has 2 exons.